Molecule: messenger RNA, 285 nt
Organism: Empidonax traillii (willow flycatcher)
Lineage: Eukaryota; Metazoa; Chordata; Aves; Passeriformes; Tyrannidae
Product: peptide YY-like
Exons: 3
Coding region: 1-285 (94 amino acids)
Biological process (GO): feeding behavior; neuropeptide signaling pathway
Cellular component (GO): extracellular region
Molecular function (GO): neuropeptide hormone activity; neuropeptide Y receptor binding
Source: RefSeq, a predicted model, not a curated record
AUGGUGCUGUCCCCGCGGCCGUGGCGCGCACUGGUGGCCGUGUCGCUCUGUGCCCUGCUGUGCUUGGUCGCGCUGGCGACCGCGUAUCCCGCCAAGCCCGAGAGCCCCGGGGACGACGCGUCCCCCGAGGAGAUGGCCCGGUACUUCUCGGCACUUCGCCACUACAUCAACCUGGUCACGCGGCAGAGGUAUGGCAAACGCUCCAGCCCGGACGUCGCGGUGACGGAGCUGCUCGUGGGGGCCGUCAGUGACAGGUCACGGUACGACGACGACUCCGCGUGGUGA